Messenger RNA from Aspergillus terreus NIH2624, 3717 nucleotides. Its product is annotated as putative histone deacetylase complex subunit (Hos4). The transcript has 2 exons. The coding region runs from base 1 to 3717 and encodes 1238 amino acids. The record is from RefSeq and is a predicted model, not a curated record. Gene Ontology annotation, molecular function: protein binding. Lineage: Eukaryota; Fungi; Ascomycota; Eurotiomycetes; Eurotiales; Aspergillaceae.
AUGAGUGAUGUUGACACUGUCUCCUCCGUACCAGCUGCCCUGGAUGCCGAUCAGAGUGCUCUUGCGGUCAAGGUGAACCACCGGUCUCCCUCGGGACCCCCCUCACCCAAGAGGGCUUCUCUACCCCCUCUCCCUCGAGGGGUGACCCGUCCCGUGAAGGAGCCGGAGCCUGUUGCUGGGGAGGGUGACGGGCCAGCAAGCCCCAAGGCUGACUCGGAGGCAGAAACCAUCAUCCAGUCGGGCCGGGAGUCUUUGUCCCCUGAGAAAAGGCGCAAGUUCAUCAGGCAUGAACCGAAACCCCGUCAUGAGGGACGGGACCCCGUCGAUCCCGUGGAGAGUGACCUGCCCCCCAAUGACCUGCACGUUAGGAAGCGCAAUUCCCCGAAUGGCCACUCGCGGGAGGAACGCGACCGUGAGGAAGCCCGCCCAUCAAGCCCCCGUCGGAGGACGGUAUCGCCACCAUCCGUCGUGAAAGUCGAGAAGCCAGAGGAUUCCCAGUCGGUUUCCAGCAAGAUUGAGCUGUCGACCACUUCGGCGCCGAGACACCCACGAAAGCGCAGCUUCAGUGAGACGGUCGAUGGAGAGGGUGAAUCGGGUCGCUCUGUACGUCAGAACAGCUCUGCGACCGCUCGCCCUCGGGAGCGAAAGGAUCUGAAUGGAGUGCUGCUACCUCGGCCCGUUUCCAAUGAUCGUUCCGUCUCCCCCGUCCGUGCCUCCCACAAACGGACGGCUUCGGGAACGCAGCUCUCUGCGGGUGAAAUGCAACGGAAGAAGAAGGCGCCGACCCCUCUCAUAACUGGAUUUGCACGCCAAAGUUCCGAGGAUCGUCAAUCUGUGUCGUCUUCUACAAGCGGUUCCCCGCUGCCCAGCGCUCACGCACGGAAACUCGGUUCGGUUGACGGUGCGUCGGCCUCGCCUGCACGGCCCAUGGGUCACAAGAAACAGCGGGACCAAAAUGGUCGGACCCGAUUAGCGCGUGCGUGUGCGGCUCAAGAACUUGAAGCCGCUAUCGCACGACAUGCGGAACGUCCUGAGGACCUGAAUGUCGCUGACAAUGCCGGAAAUACUCCCUUGCAGAUCGCCUCGCUCGAAGGAUGUGCACCGAUCGUGAAAUUUCUUCUCGAGGCGGGCUGCGAAAUCGACACCAAGAAUAUUGAUAAAGACACCCCACUGAUUGAUGCGGUCGAGAACGGCCAUCUGGAAGUCGUGAAGCUGUUACUCGAGGCUGGUGCAAACCCUCGUAUCUUGAACGCCGAGGGCGACGAGCCGUACGAACUGGUCCCAUCGGACUCGGAAGACUACGAAGAGAUCCGGCGAGUGAUCUCGGAGGCAAAAGCCAAUCCCCGUCCAAACCGCCGAUCCGAGGAGCGCGCUGGUUCGGAGAAUAAGGAGCCAUCAUCUCGACGGAUUUCCGCCGAAAGCGCACGCGAUUCACCCCCUGUGCAUCGACAACGUAGUCCGCCUAUGGCUACCACGAAACGCAGGACCGUACGCAGCGAAGCCACAAGAAACGAUCUACUGUGGACUACAGCCACCCGGGAGAACCUACAGGCGUUCGCAGCAAAAGGAGACAUGGCUGGUGUGGCUAACAUCCUGAAUGUGGGACAAACAGCCGAUGCGGAGUCCAUGAUUGCUGCUGCGAAAGGCGGCCAUGAUGAGGUUAUCUCGCUGCUUCUAGGUAUGGGUGAUGCGGAUCCUGACCCUGAUCCUGUCUUCAAUGGAAAUCAGAAACCUGGCUACAACACGCCUAUGUUGGCUGCGAUUGGCCGGGGCAAUGUAAACGUUAUCAAAAUUCUUCUCAACCAACCACGAUUCAACCCGACUCGCCGACCAUACAAGGAUCGCACAUAUUUCGAGCUGUCCCGGGACCGCAGAGGAGAUAAUUGGGAGGAGGAAUACGACCUCUUGCGGGAGGCGUACGAUAACCAUGUUCGGGCGAAGAAGUCACGGAAACAAGAUGUUUCCUCCCCGCGACGACCACGAGAUCGGGAUAAGGAGAACCGUCGACCUGUACGCCGAGAUUCGCCUUCCCCAGGUGGACGACCUAGGAAGCCAGUUGAUAGCCAUCGGGACGUUGCGUCCAAAGACCCGGGACUGCUGAAGGACCGGAAACGAGAGAAUCUUGCACACGCAAAGGAGAAGUUGGCGUCGUCCCGUCCCAGAUCCUCCCACGACCAAGAUGGGUCUCGCGCAGAACCAGCAAAGUCGAAAGCGCCGGCAUCAUCUCGAGACACGGAACCAGCCAGUGCUACCCGUGGUGAAGAUGCCCCUAAAAGGAGGCGAUUGAUAGCUGGAAGACCUCCACAGGACCGCGAUCGACGCCGUCCUAGUAUUCCGUCCUCCGAUUCUCUGUCUGGGCGAGACGAAGGUCCCAAGCCGCGUGUCGACCAUGCGUCUGAUUCCAAUAAACCAGCACCACUAAAGCGAGGUCGCAGCAGUGUCAGCCCUGAACGAUCUCGUGCAAUCGACCCUGAUCGGCAAGCGCGCGAACUCCAAAAGAAGAAGAAACGACGUGUUUUGUCCGAAGACGGUAUGACACCGAAUAUUCCGAAUGGGAGUCCGAAGAGAAGCGUGGAUGAUAUCGACGCCAAACUAUCAGGCCCGAAGUCGGAUAACGACCGCCAUUCGGAAGUGGAUCCCGAUCACACCAGAGGUCCUAACGGGCUCGAUGAAGACACGGUACGCAAAUCCGUCAAGGAGGAAAAGGAGAAGCGCGAGGCGCAUGACCUGCAUGAUGUCCCCAUGGAGGAUGUCCCCAGUGCUGCUGAAAAGGCCGAGGCCGAGGCCGAACAGCGUCGGCAGAAGGAGGCCGAGAAAGCUGAGAAGGAACGUCUCGCUCAGGAAGCGCGCGUAGCCGCAGAGGCCGAAAAGGCCCGAUUGGAGAAAGAGGAGGAAGAGCGUACUGCUCGGGCCGCACGUUUGGCCCAGGAGAAAGCGGCUGAGGAGGAGCGCAAACGUAAGGAGGCCGAACAACGGCGGAUCAAACAGGCGGAAGAUGAGCGCCAGAAGCGGAUCGAGCAAGAGCGGGCACGCAUGGCGAAGUUGCGCAGAGACCAAGAAGAGCAGGAGCAGCGGCGACGGGACGCCCUGCCCAGCCGACUCCGCAUCGCAGCCAACCUGGUUGGGUCGAACGAUCCGCAAGCACGGAGUCAUUUGUGGUUGCGGAAGUUCAUGCCGGUUGUCACGGCCGAGACGCGGCAACUCGAUCCAGGCUGUAACCCUGAUCUGGCCGAUGAGAAGUGGGUUCCGAACUACCUGGUUGCGCCGUUGUUGGCUACGAAUGAUCUCCAGCUAUCGCAGUAUGCCAGCUGGGAGAAGCGGGACGCAACGCCCACACAACGGAUGAAUCUGUGGCGGGUGACCCGUCGGAUGCUCGUCCAGGCCGAAGACACGGAGUUCAUGGGCUCGUCAUUCGAACAGGUCAUGCAGAAGGACAACGAGACGCGGCCCAAAUACUUUGACAUGGAACAUGUAUUCUGGGUUAAGUUGUCGGACUUCAUGGAUCUUGUUCCCCAUAUUCCGCAUCUUCACGGACUGGACAUUCAGUUUUUGAAAAUGCAUAUCGACCGGGAGCCAUCGGCGCCGUCUGCGUUCGCCUUUCCGCAGCCCAAUGGACAUGCCGCCGGACCGCCGCCUCUGGAGCAGGCCGCUGGAUACUCGGGUGGAUUAAAGGGCCUUACGAAUGGCUUCGGCCAUCGCCAAAGUACAUACGUCUAA